Molecule: messenger RNA, 1792 nt
Organism: Monopterus albus (swamp eel)
Lineage: Eukaryota; Metazoa; Chordata; Actinopteri; Synbranchiformes; Synbranchidae
Gene: ankdd1b
Product: ankyrin repeat and death domain containing 1B
Exons: 15
Coding region: 1-1653 (550 amino acids)
Biological process (GO): signal transduction
Molecular function (GO): protein binding
Source: RefSeq, a predicted model, not a curated record
AUGAAGAGACAAGCAUUGGCUUUGAAGACGAAGCUCAGCAACUUUAAGAAGGAAGAUUUCGAUCCUCACAAGUGGUUGAAAAACGAGAAAAUGAGCGCGUUUUCUGACUUUGUACUCAACAAGCAGCCGGAGAAAGAGGAAGACAAGAGCUUUGAUAACAAAGAAAUGUUGCUCGAUGCAGAAAAGCAGUUUAUAGAAGCAGCCAAGAGGAAUGAUGUGGAGGCUAUGAAAACUCUGGGAAAAGGACUUAACGCCAAUGCAAAGAAUGUGCACGAUAGGACUGCUCUUCACUAUGCGGUAGCCGGCAAAAACUCCGGGGCUGUGCAGUUUCUUCUGCAGCGCAGGGUCAAAGUGGAUCAAAAGGACAAGUAUGGUGUGGCACCCGUUCAUUUGGCUGCCUGGUUUGGCAAUGUGGAGAUUAUGAAGUUAUUAGUGCAGGCUGGGGCUGAAAGCAAGGUUGAGAAUGAGGAAGGACUAAACAUUAUGCACUGUGCUGCUAUCAACAACCACCCUGAAAUUAUAGAGCAUAUUAUUAAUGACCUGCAGAUGCCAGAACUAGACAAAGAAGACACGUCAGGGAACCGGCCAUUUGCAUUGGCUGCAGAGCAUGGGCAUGUUGAAAUGUUACAGAUGCUGAUGGAUCCAUACCAAAUGGCCACCAUGGUGCCCAACAAGAGAGGAGACACGCCCCUGCACUUAGCUGCCAGGAAGGGCCACUUGGGCGCUGUUCAACUGCUGCUGCAGAGCUUUGAUACUCGGGAUGAAGUCAAUAUGGAUGGUGAAACAGCUCUGUACCAGGCUGCAGAAAACGGACAGGAAGCAUGUGUCCUGGCCCUGCUGGAGGCCGGUUGUGACCCCGACAUACUGACAACGGCCAAAGGCAGUGCUCUCCAUCCAGUUUCAGAAAAAGGAGAUGCAUCUCUUGUCCAUCUCCUCUUAGAGUACAAAGCCAAUGCAGACUUUCAGAAUCAGCACCUAGAGGCUCCUCUCCACCUGGCAGUGAAGAACAGUCACAUCCCUGUCAUCCAUUCUCUACUGCAGGCUGGCUGCAACAUUAAUAUCACUGAUAAGAGAGGCCAGACGGCUAUACAUCUUGCUGCAGAGUUGGCCAGAAUUGAAGUUGUAGAAAUGCUUCUCAAAACCGGGCUGGAUCUGACACUGCAGGAUAGGCAGGGUAAGACGGCUCUGGGUGUGGCAGCUAGAGCAAAUGAGGUGAUUAUUGUUGACAUGAUCAUCAAAGCAGAAAGAUACUACACCUGGAAGAAGGCCAACCCUGAGCUUGAUGAGAGGGUUCGCAGUGAGUAUCCACUAACGUUCAAACUCGACCACCGCCAAGAGACCAGCGAGCUUCGUUCGAUAGCCUGGCGCCUGGCAUACAAGUUCCUGAGACCAAAAGACUGGAAACAAAUGGCAGAACACUGGUCGUUCACUACAGAGCAAGUGUCUGCCAUCGAGGAGCAGUGGAUAGGUCAGAACAGCUACCAAGAGCAUGGGAACAGGAUGCUGCUGAUCUGGCUCCACGGUGAGGAGCUGGCUCAGAGGAAUCCUGCUAAAGAACUCUACAAGGGCCUCACUGUCAUAGGAAACAGGAAAGCUGCAGAUAUGAUUCAGAUGGGGGCAGAGAAUGUCGGCGUGGGCUGUGGCAUGUCAUGAGGAACACUAAAGCAUAUGGACUGACAAAGUUAACUCCAUGUUUACUUCAUUUUCAACUACUGAUCUGUACAGUCUGUUAACAGUGAAAUAAUUUAUUUUAUAAAUAAAAGUGUACAUCAUUUGAUUAACUUGAGGCUUU